GGGCGGGGGGCGGCCCGCCCCGCAGGAGCGCGGCUCCUUUUGUCUGCAGCCUCCGCGCCGCCGCCGCCCCUCCCCGCCCGCCCGGAGCGCGGGGCUGCGGCGCCGCCGCUGACACGGCUCGGCCGCCGCCGGGCGGAGGCUGCGCGUCGCAGAGGCGCGCGGGCGGGCGGGCGGCCCGGAGGGCGCGCGGCGGCGAUGGCGGCGGCGGCGGCGGCGCGGGGCGGGCUGCGGCGGCCGCGGCGGGCGGCGCGGGGCUCGGGCUAGCCGCGGGGCCGGCCGGAUGGCGGGCGGCGCGGGCUGGGCGGGCGCCCCCGCGGCUCUGCUGCGCUCCGUGCGCCGCCUGCGCGAGGUGUUCGAGGUGUGCGGCCGCGACCCCGACGGCUUCCUGCGCGUGGAGCGCGUCGCGGCGCUGGGGCUGCGCUUCGGCCAGGGCGAGGAGGUGGAAAAACUUGUCAAAUAUUUGGAUCCCAACGACCUCGGGAGAAUCAACUUCAAAGACUUUUGCCGAGGGGUGUUCGCCAUGAAAGGGUGCGAGGAGCUGCUGAGAGAUGUGCUGUCCGUGGAGAGCGCGGGGACGCUGCCCUGCACGCCCGAGAUCCCAGACUGUGCGGAGCAGGGCAGCGAGGUGCCAGGCCCUACCUUUGCUGAUGGCGAGCUCCUCCCCAGGGACCCCAGCUUCUUUCCCGAGGACGAGGAGGAGGCUAUGACGCUGGCCCCACCUGAGGGCCCCCCGGAGUCAGACAUGGACAGCCCCAUGGAGAGCAUGCAGAGCCUGGAGGGGUCGGUUGGGAGUCCUGCCGAGGAGAAGGACGGAGGGCUCGGGGGCCUGUUCCUGCCGGAGGACAAGUCCCUGGGCCACGCCCCAUCCAUGACCACGUCGGACCUCUCCACACACUCCACCACCUCGCUUAUCAGCAACGAGGAGCAGUUUGAAGACUAUGGAGAGGGGGACGACGUGGACUGUGCCCCCAGCAGCCCCUGCCCCGAUGACGAGACCAGGACCAACGUUUACUCGGACCUGGGAUCUUCAGUGUCUUCCAGUGCGGGGCAGACACCCAGGAAAAUGCGGCACGCCUACAACAGCGAAUUGCUGGAUGUUUACUGCUCUCAGUGCUGUAAGAAGAUCAACCUGCUGAAUGACCUGGAAGCCCGACUGAAAAACCUGAAGGCCAACAGCCCUAACCGGAAGAUCUCUAGCACGGCCUUUGGACGGCAGCUCAUGCACAGCAGCAACUUCAGUAGCAGUGACGGUAGCACUGAGGACCUGUUCCGAGACAGCAUUGACUCCUGUGACAACGACAUCACGGAGAAGGUGAGCUUCCUGGAAAAAAAAGUGACAGAACUGGAGAAUGACAGCCUGACCAAUGGGGACCUGAAGAGCAAGCUGAAGCAGGAGAACACACAGCUCGUGCACAGGGUGCACGAGCUGGAGGAGAUGGUGAAAGAUCAGGAGACCAUGGCCGAGCAGGCCCUGGAGGAGGAGGCGCGGCGGCACCGCGAGGCCUACGGCAAGCUGGAGAGAGAGAAGAGCACGGAGAUUGAGCUGCUCAACACCAGGGUGCAGCAAUUAGAGGAGGAAAACACCGAGCUCAGAACAACAGUGACCCGGCUCAAGUCACAAACAGAGAAGCUGGAUGAGGAGCGGCAGCGCAUGUGUGACCGGCUAGAGGACACCAGCCUGCGGCUCAAAGAUGAGACGGACCUGUACAAGCGCGUGACGGACAAGCUGCGGCAGAACCGCCUUGAGUUCCAAAAGGAACGGGAGGCGACGCAGGAGCUCAUCGAGGACUUGCGGAAGGAGCUAGAGCACCUGCAGAUGUACAAGCUGGACUGCGAGCGGCCAGGCCGGGGGCGCAGCUCGUCCUCUGGCCUGGGCGAGUUCAACGCCAGGGCCCGCGAGGUGGAGCUGGAGCAUGAGGUCAAGCGGCUCAAGCAGGAGAAUCAUAAGCUGCGGGACCAGAAUGAUGACUUGAAUGGACAGAUCUUGAGCCUCAGCCUCUAUGAAGCAAAGAACCUCUUUGCCACCCAGACCAAAGCCCAGUCUCUGGCCGCAGAAAUAGACACGGCCUCUCGCGAUGAGCUCAUGGAAGCCCUGAAGGAGCAGGAGGAGAUCAACUUCCGGCUGAGGCAGUACAUGGACAAGAUUAUCCUUGCCAUCCUGGACCACAACCCUUCCAUCCUUGAGAUCAAACACUGAGACGAGGGCUGGCUGCAGAGCGGCCUCGGGACCCUCCCAGCCCUGGACCCUGGGACCGAGGCGCAGACCCCACUUGAGGAUGCGGCCCAAGCCAGGCCACACACACACACACACACACACACACACACACACACUGUAAACAUCUCUGGCCACCAUGUCCUGUGUACUGAUGUGUAUGUGGGGAAGCCGCUCACACAGCAAGGGGUGAGCGUGGGGCUGUGAAUGUCAUCUGCACAGUUACUGCCCGUGCACUUUGCAGUCCCCUUGCAAGAGCGGAUGGUCCUGGAGGGUGGGAGGGGCAAGGUCUGCUAUCAGGAGUUACUGUAAUAACAAGAACUGGAAGACUGUGUUUCAGGUACUGGAUGAAAAUGAUUCUACCUCUGGGGAUGAGGAUUUAAAGAUGCUCUAGUGAGACAGGCUCUUUUCACCCCACCUCUGUUCCCUCUGGGAGUGGGAGCAAAAUUAUGGUCUUUCCCAGGGGUUCGAAUGCCUAACGGCCACAUCCUCCCCAGCCUCUUUGGCCACCUUUCAAGCCUAGGUGCUCAGGCUCAGAGAGGAGGAAGGGGCCCUCCCAGAGCCCCUCCCUGGCCAGCAGCCCCUGUGAUGCCUGUGCAUGGGGUGUCCCGAGGACUCAGGCUUGCAGGAGAGCUGGCAUGGGGCAGCCUUCGUUUGAGAAGUUCUUGGUAUUUGGGGGGUUUCCUGUACACUUCCCCAUCCCUGCCUGUCUGCCUGCCUCUUCCUUUCUGGCUUGGUUGUUUUUUGGUUUUUAUUUUAGAGAGUGCGAGUCGGGGAGAGGCGCGGGGUCGAGGGUGGGGUGGGGGCGGAGAGAGAGAGAGAGAGAGAGAGAGAGAGAGAGAGAGAGAGAGGGAGGGAGGGAGGGAGAGAGAGAGAGAGAAUGAAUCUUAAGCAGGCUCCACACUCAGCAUGGAGCCUGACGCCAGGCUCAAUCCCACAACCCAGGGAUCAUGACCUGAGCUGAAAUCAAGAGUUGGACGCUCAACUGACUGAGCCACCCAGGUGCCCCUCUUUCUGUUUUAUUGUUAAGACCAUGAAAAAUGAACGGUAUUUAACUUGAGUGUAAAAUGAAGGGAAUAAAAGGGGGUGGGGAGUGGGGGCCAGGGGUGUCUAAGGCACAUGUUGGCAUUGGGUGACAAAGACCUUAGUUCCAGGGAGGAGCGUGGUCCCAUUCCAGUCUGUUCCCUCCCCGUGGGCUGCAUUUCACGAGAAGCAUGGAUGGACAGUCCACAGGCGGGGAGUGGGCCUUGCUUACCUGCUCCUGUUCUCCACACAACCUGGUGAUGGCAGGCCUCAGGUUUGGAGUUUGGGAUUCUGAGCUCUGGGCUUGACUCAGCUGGGUAGCGAGGCCCCCGUGUCCCACCUUUUGGAAACUCUCCUAUUCAGUUCUCAGCCAGGAGAGGUGUGCUGGUGAGAGACACGGGUGGGGAGAUCACAGGGAAACCUUCGUCCUCCAUCCUUGUGACACAUGGUGGAAAUUCUCUCUCUGGAUUUUUUUUUUCUCUCUCUCUGGAUUUUUAACGUGAUCUUUUGUUGUAGGCAGCUGGUACUUUGAGUUUUCCAGUUUGUCUCAGUUUUAUAUGGCUUGUGAUUCAUUUCGUUAAUCCACACAUAUAUAAACAUGUAUGCUCUUGGUUUUUUUUCCCCUGCAGUUUGUUUUCUUCAGCAAUUCUAGUGUAAGAAGGAAAGUUCAGGCAUGUUGGGGAGGGGCAAGAAGGGGUGUAUGCAGAGAAGCGGGGGCAGGAGAGGGUGAAGAGGGGAUCGGGGACUUGGGAUGUAUGUUCCCUGUUCACGAAGGCAGGGCUGUGGCCACCACCCAUCUUCAUUCCGUUCCAGUCAACUUUUGCUUCUGUUGGAUUUUGUGAUUUCUUUUGAAGCAUAAGUGUGGGGUUUGUUUCAUGCUGCAGAUAACGGGGCUGCGUUGGUCUGAUCCAGGCCUUCGGGGGUCACCCACCGCAGGAAGACUAGGGCAGGGAGUCUCUUGACCCCCGAGGGUGCUGGUCUCCUUGGGCUCCUCCAGGGGUCUGAGAAGCAGCAGCAGUGGAAAGAAGGCCUGAGGAGUGAGUCUCUUGAGAAUUUGCUAAUGGCCCCUAAUUAAGGGAAAGGAAAGAAGAUGUAUCAGGACUUGGCUUUGGUCUGGAUUUGACACCAGGAGGAGUCCUACAGAGGCCAGCCAGACCAAGGUCCUGGGCUGUGGGAGACUCGCCCCAGGGAUGAGCAUUUUAUAGGUAAAACUUUAUAUGCUCUUUAGCUGCUUUGAUCUGGAAUUCCAAAGGGCCCAGAGGCCUGGGUUGCACAGUCACACGGUCAUUAGGCGGGAAGGAAUUUCUGCCUUGGUGUAAAGGCGUGGAAAAAGCGGUCUGCCAGCAACAUUCUGCCACCUCCUCCCUGAAGGGGGCGCCAUGGGAGCGGCCUCCCUGAGGACGCCACGUCUCAAAGGCCCCAAGGGACCUGGUGCUGUGCCUGUGGUCUCUGGAAAAAGGGCGGACUUUAAAAUGAGAUUAAACUCCACGCAACCCAGGUCUCGAGUUAAAUCCAGCCAUCUUCAGCCAGAGUAUGUCUCAUAAAACCCAGACCGUCUAAUUGGCUCUUAAUGAUCAUGUAGCGUUUUUAACCGCUCUUCCCUGCUUGAAAGCUCGCCUGAGGGGUGCACAUGCCCCAAGGGUCCCAGCCCCAUGGGCCCUGCGAGGCACCGGCGGGGCAGACCCUGCCCCCUUCCAGUGUUUCCCCCUACUUUGUGUGUGGUCUGGUAGAGCGUUACACUCUUCUCUCUCUCCGUACGGUGGGCUGCUAGGUAGCAUGCACGGUGCCCAGCCCAGUGUGCAUUUCGGGCAAACAAAACAGAACUCGUAGGAGAAGUAUGUUCCCUGCAAUGCCUGGAACAUAUUUAAAAUGGAGAGAGUUUUAAAAUUCUAAUAACUGGGUGGAAUCCACAGAGGUUCUGACUUCGUUGGUGUGGAGCAUGGCCGCCGAGGCACCGGAAUGUUUGAACAACUCCCCAGCUGACUGUAAUUUAACUGGGUGCCCCUAUGUGGGUUUUGUUUUCUGUUUUCGCUGAACCCGGCCACCUUACCAAGUAGCGAUUAGUAAUAACUUGUCCAAAGUUUAGAGGUGUUGCGGGGGCGUGGAGAGGGGUUUCUGCAACAGAUUCACGUUUUACUCGACAGUUGGCUAUCCUUACAUUCAGUUGGAAACCAGACAAAAUUUGCUGAAUCGGCAAGUGAGGGUUAUAUACAAUAUCUAAUAGAAAAGGAGGUACUCUCUGGCUUAGCUAGGCCUUACUCUGUGGGAAAGUAUAAGAAAUAAAGUUCUAGUAGAAAAAAAAUUUUUUUAACUUUGAAUUGGCCAAGUUACACAAAUUAUUAUGUUUUUUUUAUUAGAGAGCAGGGGAGAGGGGCAGAGGGAGAGAACGAGAGAAUCUUAAGCAGGCUCUACACUCAGCAAACAGCCCGACUCGGGGCUCGAUCGCAUGGCUCGUGACCUGAGCUGAAAUCAAGAGUCUGACCUUCAACCAACUGAGCCACCCAGGCACCUGUAGACACACACACACACACACACACACACACACACACACACACACACACACUUCUUAAUUUGUAGAUUCUCUAAGAAUGGCCAGAGGGAAAUUCCUUUACCUUGACUUUGUUUCUGACCUGUUACAAACACAGAGCUCAAGAAUCUCCGAAAGCACUUGGACCUGAAACAGUGGUUUUCAACUUGGGUUGUGCAUUGAAAUCACCUAGGGAGAUAUAAAAACUUCCGCCUGAGCUGAACCCUGCCCCUCCUCCCAUCUCUGCCCCCAGAUUCCAGUGUAAUUGGUGUAGGUGUGGCCCGGGCACGCAGAUGUUGAAAGAGCUCCCCAGGUGACACCGACGGGUAGCCCCAGGUUGAGACCCCUGCCCUAGAGGGUUGCUAGCCAAGGGUAGAGGAAGCAGGUACAGUUGGUCGUCAGGUUUGUUAAUCCAGGUGCUGCGUUAACAGUAGGGUGUCAGUGGCUUUGAUGGAUGGUGAGAAGCCAGGAGAUCCCUCUCCCCAGGAUGGGAGGCCAGGUGCCUUCAGGAACUGGUGUGCCCAGCUGUUCUCGUCACCCUGGGGGUUAGCACACCUGAGCGGGCAAGUCUCUGUCGGGUGCCCGUGGGGUCAGGCGCGGGCCCAUUCUGGAGUUGGGGUAGAACAGAGUCAAGGGUCGCGGAGGGGCUGUCCCCCGGAAGGCAGCCUCCUACUUGCACAGCUGAGCAGGAGGGGACACUGGCGCUGUGGGUUUUGCCUCUGACCUGUUUUCAGGCUGGGUGGAUGAGGGUCACCCCAGCGUCUCCACUUUCAGCACCCAAACCAGCACACCCCGGCCCACGUCCAGGAGGCUCCAGGUGCUGGUCUGCUGGAUCAUCUGAUUCCUGACCCAGCCAGGUCCCGGUGGUCAGGAGGGCACAGUGCGGGCGCUUUUGUUCCACUGAGGGACCUAAUGGCCAGCAGAAACUGUAUCGGCCAGUGGGGACUGGUGGCUCAGGGCGAAACUAAGCCCGCUUUUUGUGCUGUGGGCACGUGUGUUUAAUGCAUUAGCAAAUUUAGCAGGGGAAGUUUGGGAACGGUCGCCACGCCAAGAAAAUGACUGUUCGCCUGGCACGACCACAGCGACUCUUUGAAAGGGCUGAGGAGGGUUUGGGGCUGAGGGCUUCAGUGCUGGCAUCCUCCCUGGCCGGUCCUCCUUGGGGACGGAGGUCAGUCCCUGUAGGGCGAUGCUUCAGGCUGGUGGAGACCAAGGCCCAUCUGCCCAGGGGCCUCAGGCCAGAAGGGCCAAGUGCUCCCUGGUGACUUCAGGCAAGUUCCUUCUGUUGACCUUAGGGACCUUCAGGUCCUCCGUCCUGCUCUGAAUCUGUGCGCAAAAGGUCAGGGAGCAGGAGAGGCUGGCACCACGGGCCAGCCCGAGCUGCGUGGCAGCACAGCUCUAAGGCCCUUGUGCCGCCCACCUGAGAACAUAGGCUGCUUUCUGGAAAGGUUGGUUUCUGAAAGCAUAGACCCUGGCGAAGCGGUCUGACUUUGGUGCUCCGACCUUGUAGGCUCCUCCUCCUUCCUUGUGACUGUAACCUGCCAUCUGCCCCCCCCCCCCCCCCCCCCCCCCCGCCCCAGCCACCCGCAGGAGGGUGGCUGAGAAUGGUGGGAGUUAAGUGCUGUUGCCCCGGGGGGGACCGCACCUCCUACCGGGACCCUCUGCUUUGCUGUGCUGCACAGGCUGUGUUUUGUCUGCAUGGUUUGGGGUCGCUGUCCUUGUGCCUUUUUUUCUUCCCUGUCACCACUGUACAGGAUUUGCCAUGUCCUCACUGCCCCUUUUCUACAUCCUCGUGUUUACCCUGGUCCUUCCCGAGCCCUGUAAAUGUGUACAUAGCGUCCCACUUGGCGUCCACGGGGUCUGCUCCCAGGCCAGGCCUCCCAGCACGUUCUUCCACACGCGCCUCCAGGUUGCUCGCUCAGCCGUGCAGGUUUGGUAACUUUGUACAGAACUCUUUUCAUUAAGGUCUUAAGCUCGGGGGGCUCGAAGUCCCUCGUCCAGCCUGCAGCUAGUUUAGAAGCCUUGCACACCAGAAAAGGGUCACUUUGUGUAAAGCACCUUCUCCCACAAACGUCUUCCCGUAUUGGUGUCAGUAUUUAUAGAAAGCAGAGCGCACCUUUCUAACCGUGGGGUUCGGCCCAGGGCCCCCACAGGGACGUCAUGGGUCUGCGGCAGCACCCCUGGCCCCCAGAGGAAGCUCCAGCUGUGUGUGGCUCCCGGUGCUUGGCACUGGGCUGGGUUCAAGACCACCACCAUCUGGUGUCUCGAACAGCUUUGGAACUCCCAAGUGGGCAGAAGAGGCUCCUCGCUGCUGCCCCGGCCUGCCAUUAACUGCCGAGCUCUUCCUCAUCUGCCUGAGGUGCUCAGACCCGAGUGCCAUUAAUUCCCCGACUGCUGACCGGACUCACUCUCGCCCACGGCCUGCUGGCUCCCUCCGUCCUGGCCCUUCCUGCUUUCUUGGCUGGGCCUCCGGGGGCCCAGAUGGAAGAAGCUACAUGUAUGGCCUCGUGCCCAGGGGUUUGUUAGACGGCUUUGACUCUGGGAUUCCCCUUGGGUCUCGCCCCAGGAGCCUCCCUCUGGAAGUAGGCUUAUCUCCGGAGCUGGGGUGAGACCACCUCCAGGCCCCAAGGCGGGGAGAGAGGGGUGAGGCCCAAGGCUGCGUCCCAGGGCCCCAAGCUCUCCACGUCCUACCUGCUUCUAGCCAAAAAGGAGCAGGCUGUCAGAGGCAGGCUCCUUCAGGAACUCUAAUGUACAGACCAAGGUGUAAAUAAACAGUUUGCUUUUCUUGCCUGA
Neofelis nebulosa (Clouded leopard) is the source of this 8552-nucleotide messenger RNA. RefSeq names its product RAB11 family interacting protein 4 (gene RAB11FIP4). Gene Ontology annotation, cellular component: midbody; cleavage furrow; endocytic vesicle. Bases 281 to 2197 code for a protein of 638 amino acids. The transcript is spliced from 15 exons. Gene Ontology annotation, molecular function: calcium ion binding. Gene Ontology annotation, biological process: regulation of cytokinesis; endocytic recycling. The record is from RefSeq and is a predicted model, not a curated record. NCBI's taxonomy places the organism in Eukaryota, Metazoa, Chordata, Mammalia, Carnivora, Felidae.